Molecule: messenger RNA, 7048 nt
Organism: Cuculus canorus (common cuckoo)
Lineage: Eukaryota; Metazoa; Chordata; Aves; Cuculiformes; Cuculidae
Product: pancreatic alpha-amylase
Exons: 10
Coding region: 5131-6669 (512 amino acids)
Biological process (GO): carbohydrate metabolic process
Molecular function (GO): cation binding; alpha-amylase activity
Source: RefSeq, a predicted model, not a curated record
UUUGUCACAUGUUAUGAUACUUGUCUGGUGGGUAGCAAGAAAGUUAGCCAUGUUCUUUUUUUAAAGAUCUGAAUGCAAGUGUAAUGACACUGAGCGUCUCUAUGACUGUCAUCUCCCUUAGUCUUUUACUCUCUUUUUAAUAACAUGCCUGGGAAUGGUGGAGUGCUGCAUUUAAUACACAGGCACACUUAGCCACCUUUUCAUACUCUGAGCCAUUGUCAUAACAGAGCACAACAAUAUUGAUUAUUCAUUUGGUCAAGCUAAACAGGAGCAAGGUGGAUAAUUUCACUGUUAUUGCUCUGUCUCAUGCCCAGUACUCUGAGCAGCUUCUUUCAGAUAUCCCGUAGGUGGAUUGUGUAAUGUUUAAUACCAAAUUUACUUAUUUGAAGAUAGGUGAUGCUAGACACUUUUUCUGACUUAACAGGGUGAUCCAACAUAUACUGAAAUCACAAUACAAAUAUAAGUUACACUUAGCAUAAUAUAACAAUUGCAAUAUACAGAUCAAUCUCAAUAUUGGCAUGUUUUCCAUUAUGAGUUUCUAUAAUACAAACACAGUCCCCGCUCACUGAAAAGGAAUAUGUGUGUUGAAACCAGCUAAAGCCUAUCCCAGUCUCUGAAAAGAUCUUGUUAGUUGUUUAGUUCUUAUCUGUGUUGUGUUGAGCCAUGUGGACACUCCUCCCCAGGCUGGUCUGGCUUAUUAACUCAGGGAUAAACAGUUACUCUACCAGCUGAUGCAUUCAACCAACAUAGCCAUUUAUCUGAAGUAGAGGCUGUCUUCCAGUCUUCUUUGUGUUGAGAUAAAGUCAGCAUUCUUUGCAACAUCUGUGGACAGCCUGCAUUUUUCCCUGAGCUUCAUGGGCAACCCUUCUUCCUUUGUAGGGGUUUCUUGGUUAGUCACAUGCUGUUAGGUCCUGUGCACAUUGACCCUGCACAGUGUAUUGGGAAAACGCUGCCAUUACAGCGUGGUAUCAAUUGUGUAUUCUAUUGGCAGAGCCGUGUUAUGGCCUCAUAGGGACAUAUAAGAGUAGGCCUGCCUUUUUUAAGUUUGCAGUGGAAAAGCCUGCCAAUAAAAGGGUCUCAUUUCGAUAUCUAGAACCAAUAUCCUCCAGUUUUUACAACCAGAUUUGCAGUGGUAUUGGAGGAUCAGAUGGAUUAAAUCAGAGAAUUUUAAAACAAAGAUAAACCCCUCUGCUGUCUCAUCUGCCCAAAGCCUCCAAGUCCCCCAAAGCUCCCCUGAAAAUCAAAGCCAUUUUGUUAGGCACCUGAUGUUUUUACUGUACCAAAAAAGGAUGCUGUGUUUGAAACUCCUUGUUAAAUACUUUUAUAUUGUAUCUGGCUGAGACGGAGUUAAUUUUCCUAUUGCAGUCCUCAUAGUGCUGUGCUUUGCGUUGGCAGCUAGAAAAGUGUUGAUAACACACCAGUGUUCGGCUGCUCCGAAGCAGUACGUGCACAGCGUCUUGGCUGUCUCUCUAACAACCCCCCCAUCUACACCAGUACGCUGGGGAUGGGCGAGAUCUUGAGAGGAGAUGUAGCCACAACAUCUGACCCAAACUGACCAAAGGGAUAAUCUGUAUGACAUCUGCUCUGCAACAGAAGCUAAGAGAAGGGGCAAGGAGUUGGGGGCGGGGAGUGUGUGGUAUUCCUUAUUACGAUGUCUGUCUUCCAGAGCAACUGCUAUGCAUACUGAAGCCCUGCUUCCCUGGAAGUGGCUGGACAUCACCUGAUAGGAAGUAGAGAAUAAAUCUUUAGUUCUCUCUUACUUCUAGAUGCAGCUGUUGCUUUUCCUUUAUUAAAAUGCCUUUAUCUUUACCCACAGGUUUUUUCAUCUUAUUUCCCACCCAUUCUGCUGAGGAGGGGAAUGAAAGAGCAGCUUGGUGGGUACUUGUUGUCCAGCCAGGGUGACUGCACUACAGUCCUUUUUUGGUCCCCAAUGCUGGGCAUGAAGAAUGCAAGCUAAGGAUAGUGUCUGGGAGUGGUAACAGGCAAAACAUGGAGUGAACACAGCUGGAGAGCGAAAAGUGAUCAUGGGGAAUUUCUGAUGCUGUAAUUGUGGUGAAGGGAUGAGAAAUGGAUUGUGUGUGAAUUGUCCGCUUUUGUUUGGUGUUGUGAUGUUAUUUUGAUUUUGGUGGGGGGGAAUUCUUUUUUGUUGUUGAGAUUGAAGUUUGUGAACUUUGUGUGAUGAAUGUAUAUUUUAAUGAUAAUUCUUAAAUAUGUGAUUCACAGAGGCAAGGAGCAGAAUGUAUUAGGUUUGCAGGGCAAGAGUUUGGUAGCAGGAGGAGCUACAGGUGUGGCUUCCAUGAGAAGCUGCCAGAAACUUCCCUUAUAUCCAACAGAACCAAAGGCAACCGGCUCUGAAAUGGACCUGCUGCUGGCCAAGGCCGAGCCAAUCACAGUGGUGGUAGCACCUCUGUGAUAACAUAUUUAAGAAGCAGAGGAAAUAAAACCUACAAACAACUGCAGCCAAAGAGGGGCAGGAGAAUAUAUCAGAGAAGCAACUCUGCAGGUCACUGAAGAACAGGGGGGAGGAUGUGCUUCAGGCACUGAAGCAGACAUUCCCUGCAGCCCAUGGUGAAGGCCAUGGUGAGGCAGGUUGUCCCACUGCAGCCCAUGGCGGUUAACGGUGGAGCAGAUACCUAUCUGCAGCCCAGGGAAGACCCUACACCAGAGCAAGUGGAUGCUUUCAAAGGAAGCUAUGAUUCUGUGGGAAGCUCAGGCCGGAGCAGGCUCCUGGCAGGACCUAUGUACUUGUGGAGAGAGGAGCCCAUGCUGGGGCAGGUUUUCUGGCAGGACUUGUGACCCCAUGUGGAACCCAUGGUGGAGCAGUCUGUUCUUGAAGGACCGCACGUCAUAGAAAAGAACCAUGCUGGAGCAGUUUGCAAAGAACUGCAUCUUGUGGAAAGGACUAAUGUUGGAGAAGUUCAUGGAGGAAUGUCUCCCAUGGGAAGAACCCCAUCCUGGAGCAGGGGAAGGGUGUGAGGAGUCCACCCCCCAAGAAGGAUGAGGUGGCAGAAACAAUGUAUGAUGAACUGUCUGCAACCCCCAUUCCCUGUUCCCCUGCGCUGCUUGGGAGAAGAAGGUAGAGAAUUUGGGAAUAAAGUUUAGUCCAGGAAGAGGGAAGGGAUGUGGGGAAGGUUUUUCAGGGUUUGGUUUUAUUUCUUAUUAUCCUACUGUGAUUUGAUUGGUAAUGAAUUAAGCUAGUUUAAUCAGACUGAGUCUGUUUUGCCUGUGACAGUAAUUGGUGAGUGUUCUCUCCCUGUCUUUAUCUCUGCCCAUGAGCUCUUUGUUAUAUUUUCUCUCUUCUGUCUACUUGAGGAAUGGGAGUGACAGAGCAGCUUUGAUGGGGUCAAGCCACUACAACUUUCUACGUGGGGUUGUACUUCAGAAAGACUCAUAAAUCAUCAGUGCAGAAUGGUCACCUUCUCUUCUUGUAUUUCCUCAGCCUGGUAAAAUACUGCAGCCUGUUCAGCUUGAGCUGCUGAAUAGCCUCUGUCAUGAGGGCUCCCAGUCCCGUUGCCAGUAGGUUGGCCAUCCAUUGCAUUGGGCUAUCAAGGAUGUGUCCUCACUCUUCCUGGCUUAUAACAGUGUAUUUCAGUAGAAAAUCCGUGUGACGUGCUGUGACGUGCAGUGAAUAUACAGUGACGUGUUCUCACAUCAAUGGAACCCUACAGGGAAAGGUGAUGUAAAAAUUAACCUCAGACACAUUUGGUUUCUCUCAGUAAAACUGAGGAAUGGUGGGGAGGUGGUUUCUGUGCUCCUUGAAUUGGUAAUCACAGGGUGCGAUUGUCUUGCUGGUUGCUUGCUGUUAGCCAGUAGGCAAGGUCAUGCACAGCAAUUUACUGUUUCAUUGUUGUAGUGGAAAAGAGACCUUUGAUAAGGUCUGUGAUGUGAAAAUGAACAGGUGGGCAAACGGACCUACUUCUGUGUUUCGUCCUUGAAGACGAAUUCUGGGAAAGAGGAGGGUGUAUGUGACGUAUUCAAUGACAUGACUAGUUUCAGAAGGAACACAAUAGAUGCAGUUCGGGUAUAAAGUGCACUGAGAUUUCUUUUCUCUUGGAGUGUUGUGCCAUUUAGUGGAUUUUUUGUUUUUCUCACAGUUGUUCAUCAAAUGUCAGGGAUUUUCUGGUCUUCAUAUUCUCUCAAGAGUAUAGUUUUAUCAUUGGCAUGACUCAAUCUUAUUCAUGGAGCUUGUUGUGGAGACCUUGAUCUUACAUCAGGUCCAAAUGAAGACCUGAUAUUAUGUCAGGAGCAAAAGUCAAGGAAAUUGUAGGAAAAGCCAGAAGGUUCUUGGGCAACAGCUCUGGCUUUCCAAAUCAGUUUUUUAUCAGGCAGGUAAAACUCAUUUGCAGUGUCACUUUAUAUCUGAUUUCAGGUUUCCUUCCUUGAUUUAGGUAAAUCAUUGUUCGUUGAAAGUGAGAUGAAACUUUAUGCAGAGUCUCUAUAGGAUAGAAAAACACUUGCAGCUUUCUGCCCACUUUCAGUCAGGUAGAGCAACAGCUACUCUGCACAAUUGUGUGAAGAAAACUGAUAAUGAUUCCUAGCAGGGACUAGGCAAUGACGCUAGAAAAACUUCAGGCAUGAAAAGGGAUCAAUUUCUAGUUACCAGUGUGGCUCACCUGGUGAAGACCCACAACGUGUUGUGUAAUACAUCUGUUAUUCACUGAGAGUGGCUGAUCAGAUAUCCUAGUUUGAGCUUGGACAAAUCCUGAGAGAUAGACUCCUGUCAAUGCGGGCAAACACAUUCAGUCUCCUAGAACUGUUAGAUUUCCAACUGUCUUUUAAUCACCUCCCUUUCACCUUCCACAGCCCGGUUUGAGGGUCUGUGUGUUAUGUUUUGAAAUACUUUUGAUAAACUAUCUUUGGUUAUGUGGUUGAAAAGAUUCUGCCUUUGGGUGCAUUGCUCACUGACUGCUUGGUUUACGAUAAUGUAUAAUCAUUGUGAAAAGGUAUUUUAUCUUCAGCUGUUGGACAAUCCAGGAAAAGAUAAAACAGAGGAAUGAUAUUGAGCUAGCUGGGCAAAUAUGACCAAUAGCAUUGAUCUGUGUGAAUUUUGACAGCUGCAAUAGGAACUUUGUCAUCUUGCAAGAAUAUAAAUUGCCAGUGGAAAGACUACAGCCUUGUACUGAAGGCAUCAUGCGUGUCCUCCUCCUACUCGCAGCUGUAGGGUUUUGCUGGGCGCAAUACAACCCUAAUACUCUCUCUGGGAGGACAUCUAUUGUACAUCUCUUUGAAUGGCGCUGGGAGGAUAUUGCUCUUGAGUGUGAACGCUAUUUAGCUCCUAAUGGAUUUGGAGGAGUUCAGGUUUCACCUCCAAAUGAAAAUAUUGUCAUUACUAGCCCAAACAGACCCUGGUGGGAAAGAUACCAGCCCGUCAGCUACAAGCUCUGCACUCGAUCGGGAAAUGAAAAUGAAUUCAGAGACAUGGUGACAAGAUGCAACAAUGUUGGAGUUCAUAUUUAUGUGGAUGCUGUUGUCAACCACAUGUGUGGGGCUGCGGGUGGCUCAGGCACACAUUCUACCUGUGGAAGCUAUUUUAAUGCUGGGAACAGAGAUUUUCCAGCUGUGCCAUACUCUGGCUGGGAUUUUAAUGAUGGCAAAUGUCGAUCUGGAAGUGGAGAAAUUGAAAAUUAUGGUGAUCUGUAUCAGGUCCGGGACUGCCGCUUGGUUAGCCUUCUUGAUUUAGCCCUGGAGAAGGACUACGUACGCUCAAAAGUUGCUGAAUACUUGAACUAUCUCAUCGAUAUUGGUGUAGCAGGCUUCCGACUUGAUGCUGCCAAGCAUAUGUGGCCUGGAGACAUAAGAGCAUUUCUGGACAAGCUGAAUGAUCUAAACACCAAAUGGUUUGCUCCAGGAACAAAACCUUUCAUUUACCAGGAGGUAAUUGACUUGGGUGGAGAGCCGAUCAAAGGCAGUGACUACUUUGGAAACGGGCGAAUAACAGAAUUCAAAUACGGUGCAAAACUGGGGACAGUGAUCCGCAAGUGGAAUGGAGAAAAGAUGGCCUACUUAAAGAACUGGGGAGAAGGCUGGGGCUUUGUGCCUUCCGACAGAGCCCUGGUCUUUGUGGAUAAUCAUGACAACCAACGAGGGCACGGGGCUGGUGGAUCUUCCAUUCUAACCUUCUGGGAUGCCAGGCUUUAUAAAAUGGCAGUUGGUUUCAUGCUUGCUCAUCCAUAUGGGUUCACACGUGUGAUGUCAAGUUUUCGCUGGCCAAGAUAUUUUGUAAAUGGGCAGGAUGUCAAUGACUGGGUUGGGCCACCAAGUAACGCGGAUGGAUCAACGAAGCCUGUUACAAUCAAUGAAGACACCACCUGUGGCAACGAUUGGGUUUGUGAGCAUCGCUGGCGUCAAAUAAGGAACAUGGUUAUCUUCCGUAAUGUGGUGGACGGUCAGCCUUUCUCCAACUGGUGGGACAAUGGCAACAAUCAAGUGGCUUUUGGCCGUGGUAAUAAAGGCUUCAUCGUUUUCAAUAAUGAUGACUGGCAUAUGAACGUCUACUUGCACACUGGACUGCCCGCUGGUACCUACUGUGAUGUUAUUUCUGGACAAAAGGAGGGCAACAAAUGUACUGGAAAGGAGGUGUACGUUUCUGGUGAUGGAAUGGCUAAUUUUGACAUUAGUAACAGUGCUGAAGAUCCAUUCAUUGCAAUUCAUGUUGAUGCCAAGUUAUAACUCAAAGAGAAGUGUCUCUCUCCGUUUGAUCUGUGCGCUACCGUUUCCCCAAUAAGUGAUUCCUUGGUAUUUGAGCGUGACUGAUUCUCUAUAUCUAGUGAAUAAUAAAUGGCAAUCAAAUUGAAAAGUAAUGCUUUUCUCUUAAUAAAUUGGAUUGUAACUUUCUCACAUCAUAGCUGGUGGUGAUACAGUGGUGGAUUUUAAGGCAAUGCACAGCACUCCAUUUCCCACAGCACAGAAAGAUGGGAAAAAAUGAAAUAUGCCAAAAAAGCCCCCAAACCAACAUCUGGAUAAGAUAAAAUGCAGUAUUUCCAAGGCUGAUACGUGCACACACAUCUGUAUCCCUGAGCAGCCGCAUUGUGGGCAGUCAGCCACAAGC